CACAGUGGAGAAACUGUGCCUCGUUGUCGCGUAUGAUUCGAACCACCCAUUGUUAGUUCUUGGACGUCUGUUUGGUUCUGUUCAGUUAUUUUCAAAGGAUACGUUAAGAAGGAAAAGGGAAAAAACAUCAACGGCAUUUCAAGUGGAUUUCCAAUGGAUAUUCCGAUCUGAGGAGGUGCGCGAGAGCACGGUAGAAGUAGAGAAGUAGUCACGGAGCCCACAGCGCCACCAUGAGGUCGGAGGCCUGGCUGCUGUCCCUCACCCUUCUGCAGGUGGCGGGAGCCGGCUUCCCUGAGGACAGCGAGCCUAUCAGUAUUUCCCAUGGCAACUAUACAAAGCAAUAUCCUGCAUUUGUGGGCCAUAAACCAGGCAAGAACAACACGCAACGACAUAAACUGGACAUUCAGCUGAUUGUUACAUUGAACCGGACCCUGUACAUCGCCGCAAGGGAUCAUAUCUACACAGUGGACAUCGACACAGCCAACAGCGAAGAGAUCUUUUUCAGCAAGAAGCUGACAUGGAAGUCCAGGCAGGCGGAUGUGGACACCUGUCGGAUGAAAGGGAAGCACAAGGAUGAAUGCCACAAUUUCAUCAAGGUGCUCCUGCAGCAGAACGAGGACACGCUGUUUGUGUGCGGAACCAAUGCAUUCAACCCUGCCUGUCGCACCUACACGUUGGAUGCACUGGAUGUCCUUGGGGAGGAGAUUAGUGGAAUGGCACGCUGCCCUUAUGAUGCCAAGCAUGCCAACGUUGCCUUGUUUGCUGAUGGAAAGCUUUACUCGGCCACAGUAACGGACUUUCUGGCCAUCGACGCCGUCAUCUAUCGUAGCCUGGGAGACAGUCCAACACUGCGCACUGUCAAACAUGACUCCAAAUGGCUGAAAGAGCCCUACUUUGUCCAGGCUGUGGAUUAUGGGGACUUCAUCUAUUUCUUCUUCAGAGAAAUUGCUAUGGAGUACAACAGCAUGGGAAAGGUGGUGUUUCCCCGCGUGGCACGGGUCUGUAAGAAUGACCGCGGCGGCUCUCAGCGUGUGCUGGAGAAGCAGUGGACGUCGUUCCUGAAGGCGCGGCUCAACUGCUCCAUCCCCGGAGACUCCCACUUCUACUUCAACAUCCUCCAGGCCGUCACCGAUGUCAUCCACGUCAGCGGGCGCCACGUCGUCAUGGCAACCUUCUCUACUCCAUACAACAGCAUCCCUGGCUCGGCUGUGUGUGUGUACGACAUGGCAGAUGUGGCGGCGGCCUUCUCCGGCCGCUUCAAAGAGCAGAAGUCUCCCGACUCCACCUGGACCCCUGUCCCCGAGGAGAAGGUGCCCAAGCCCAGACCGGGCUCUUGUGCUGGCGCGCCAGCCACGGAGAGGUACAAGGUGUCCAACGAGUUUCCUGAUGACACCCUGAAUUUCAUCAAGAUGCACCCUCUGAUGGACGAAGCUGUGGCCUCCAUUGGCCACCGACCCUGGUUCCUCAAAACUAUGGUCCGGUAUCGGCUGACGCGGAUCGCGGUGGACAGCGCGGCGGGGCCGUAUGGGAACCAUACAGUGGUGUUCCUGGGCUCCGAGCGAGGGAUCAUCCUCAAGUUCCUGGCCAAGCUGACCAACGGCCUCCUCAAUGACAGCCUGUUCCUGGAGGAGCUCAAUGUCUACAACCCUGACAAGUGCAGCAUCGACGGCGUGGAGGACAAGCGCAUCGUCAGCAUGCAGAUCGACAGCAGCGGCCACUCUCUGUUCGUGGCCUUCACCUCCUGCGUGGUCAAGGUGCCGCUCUCACGCUGCCACCGCCACGGGAAGUGCAAGAAAUCAUGCAUUGCCUCCAGGGAUCCAUACUGUGGAUGGGUAUCAGAGGGAGCAUGCAAGCCAUUGAUGCUCAACACAAAAUGGGCGUUUGAGCAGGACGUGGAGCAGGGAAACACAGAUGGACUGGGAGACUGCCAAAACUCCUUUGUGGCCCUGAAUGCAGGCGCCCCCACUGCCCCCCUGCUCACCACGGCUCUGGCCCCAGCCGCCGGACCUCUGGGCCGUGGGGGGAUGGUCAAAGCGGAGGAGGCCGCGCGCGAUAAGACGGACCCCUACAUGGCAGUGCCCUCGCAGACGCAGCAGGAUGCCAGCGGUGUGAUCCGUGAGAGCUACCAGAAGGAGCGCGACCAGAUGGUGCCCGUGACGCUGCUGGCCAUCGCGGUGAUCCUGGCGUUCGUGAUGGGCGCCGUCUUCUCGGGCCUGCUGGUGUACUGCGUGUGCGACCAGCGCCGGCGCCACUUCGAGACGUCCUCGCGCCACGACAAGGAGCUCCCGCACUCGCGCCGCGGCUCCAUGAACAGCGUCACCAAGCUCACGGGGCUCUUCGAGACGGGCGGCGGUGCCAAGGACCCGCGCGCCAACGACGCCAUCCUCACGCCGCUCAUGCACAACGGGCGCCUGGCCUCGGCCGCCAACGGCAAGAUGCUCAUCAAGGCCGAGCAGCACCUGGACCUGUCGGCGCUGCCCACGCCCGAGGCCACGCCCAUGCAGCCGCGCCGCAAGCCCAGCAGGGGGAGCCGCGAGUGGGAGCGCAACCAGAACCUCAUCAACGCCUGCGCCAAGGACCUGGGCGGCCUGGGCUCGCCCACGCUCAUCCCCACCGAGCUGCCGCUGCGCUCCUCGCCCGGCCACAUCUCCAGCGUGGUGGUGCUGCCGCUGCCCCAGCACCAGAUGCAGAUGCAGAUGCAGAUGCAGAUGCAGGCCUACCAGCACGAGUACGUGGAGCAGCCCGGCGGCCCGCGGGAGCAGCUGGAUGACCAGGGCGCCACGCUGGAGUACAAGACGCUGAAGAGCCCGUGCCCAGGCGGCCUGACGCUGGUGGAGGACGGCGAGGGUGGCGUGAGCGUGGGCAUGCUGCUGCCGCCGCGGGUGCCCCAGCGCGAGGCCUCGCUCAGCGUGCCCCCGCCCGCCGUCCCGCAGAUGGGCAAGCGGCUGGAGGUGCACGGGCACGGCCACGGGCAGGAGCACCGGCGCGGCUACGCCCUCAAGGCCUCGGCCGCGCUCAAGCGCCACAACACCAACUCCUCCAACUCCUCCCAGCUGGCGCGCAACCACAGCUUCUCGCGCGUGGAGACCCCUCCGCCCGCCCCCCAGCGCGUGGACUCCAUCCUCAUGACCACGCUGUCGCGGGCGGGGGGGUCCUACGGCUCUCUGCCCCGUUGCGGUGCCCGGCUGUUCAGGCCCGACGUGCCGCCCAAGCCCUCCCCCGCCUCCCUGGCCUCCUCCCGAGUCAUGUCCCCCAGCGGCGACUCCUACACAUAAUGGCCGCGCUCGCGCGCGCUCACUCUGCUCGUCCUCCUCGCCCUCCUCGUCCUCUCGGCCCUCCUCCUGCUCGCUCACCCCUGCCACACUCUCUGGAGCAAAACAAAGAGAAUCAAAAGUAACAGAGGCAAAACAGGGAACACGCACUCUAACAAAAAACCCUAUUGACUUUGUACAUUGUUGUACAGUGAAAAGCAGCACUUCUCUGAAAGAGAAAGAAAAAGAAAGAUGUCUAUAUAUAAAUACAAGUGUGGCAUGGCUGGGCAGACUGCUCCUGUGCUCCUGGAUGAGAGACAGAACACAUGCUACUGAAGAAGAAAUCAUCGGGAACGGACUGUCUUCAUCACGCCAUCAAAAAAGGAGAAAAAUGAAGUGGGAUUGAAGAGUCGCUCCAUGACGCUCACAUCGGAAUCGAGCCAAGCCCCGACACGGUGACUGGACUGGGCUCUCUGCUCUGUGAACAGUCGGCCAAAAAGCACAUGAGACACCAGAGAGGGUGAGGAGCAGUUGUAUAUUUGUGAAGGGGCAGAGGCCCAGAUAAGCACUUGGGACACAGCACGCAAGUUCUGACUGGAACAACAGCCUUGAGUUUACACCGUAAAAAAGAAAUGAAAAGAAAAAAGUCUGAACUGUGAAAUUCACUUCUCAGUGUUACAGCUACUGGAUGCAGCUAUCAAGGUUUCAUCUUGAGGAAGGUCUCAAAUCUUUCUACUGUACUGGUUACUGAAUAACACCUGACUGUUAAUACUAAUAACUGGUUGUAUUUAUUUUUAAUAAGUGCUUUCAAAGAAAGACUUAAUCUUUUUAGGCUCAAGAGAUCUUUUUUUAAUUAUUAUUUUAAUUAAUCAAGUGUAAAAUUAUUUAAAGUCAUUAAACUGGAGCCAGUUCAAGUCUUUUCCAUUGUUGUUGUCAGAAGACGUCCGCUAACUCUUUUUGGGGCCUUUGCGAAAGUGAACAUUAGAGAGCUCUGACCCCUUGUGUAUGAGGGUGUAUAUUUAUUUAACUGUGCCAGAGAUAGACCAGCCAUGGACCUGUUUGCUCAAUGUUUGGAUGGUCAAACAAAUGAAUAAAUCAUUAGAAUGGAGAAUUUUAAACUCCAUCCUUUACUCUCACUUCCUGGAUGGCCAUCAGUGAAGCGGGUUUAUGGCCUGGAGCAGGUUGAUGACCUCACUUCCUGUAGAGUUUGGUGACCUCACUUCCAGACGACCACUGGCCCUUUUUGUGUUACAAGGCAUCAUAUUUUGCAUGUGAAAGUGCAAAGGACAUUUUUGUCCACCCCCUCCCCUUUCCACCCCCAUACACACAUAUGCAGACUCACACACUCCGACGACUAGAACGUGUGGUUGCUUGGACUCAUCACCAUGCUGUUGAAAGCACUCAGCUUGUUGAGGACGUUUUUAAAAUGGAUUAUCUUCUGCCCUCCUGACUACACAAACCUGUUACCAGUGACGUCUGAGCGGUCUGUUAAAUAGCCUGUUUGUGUUUCACUUCCACGUGUAAAUUUGUGCCUUACACUCCUUGAGUAGUGAUUUUUCUUUUCUUUUGUUUUUUUCUUUUUGUUUUGUAUUUUCGUUUCUUACUUUUAAUUGUUUAACUGUUUUCCCUUGUAGCUUUUCUGAUGAUUAUUCCCCUUGUUUAAAAAAGAAAAAGCAGUGAAAGAAUGUAGGUGUUCUUGUAGUAACUCUGGUCCUGUUGGA
Molecule: messenger RNA, 4972 nt
Organism: Sardina pilchardus (European sardine)
Lineage: Eukaryota; Metazoa; Chordata; Actinopteri; Clupeiformes; Clupeidae
Gene: sema6a
Product: sema domain, transmembrane domain (TM), and cytoplasmic domain, (semaphorin) 6A
Exons: 19
Coding region: 231-3275 (1014 amino acids)
Biological process (GO): positive regulation of neuron migration; semaphorin-plexin signaling pathway; neural crest cell migration
Cellular component (GO): plasma membrane
Molecular function (GO): chemorepellent activity; semaphorin receptor binding
Source: RefSeq, a predicted model, not a curated record